AUGGUGCCGUUCUUGUCCGCAGCGUCGUCGGCGUCGAUGGCGCCCUCGACACGCAGUGCGGAGCCCAAGCUGGCCUCUGUGAGCUAUGUGGCACUGGAUGCCAUCGCGGCCGGCAUCUGCGGUACGCCGUUCUACGACACCGAGUUUAUUGUGCCACACAAGGGUCGGGACGAGACGCUGUAUGCGCACUCGCAUGUGAUCAAGACAUCGUGCCCGACGCUCUAUCGGAUGAUCCAGAAGAACAGCACGCUGCGUCUCGACUCGAUGGAGGUGCAGACUGCCCUUCCAUCCGCGGCGGCCUCGACGGCCGGUGGCGACACAGCCUCGUUGACGCCUAGCUGUAUCACGGAGGAGACGUUUGCGGAUGCACCGUCCGAGGAGGAGACCGAGUAUGCCGACGACGACGAUACGAUCGAGGAAGAGUCGAUCAUGUCAGUGCCCGCCUCGACGCAGGAGCCGUCGAGCGGACGCGUCCCUCCAGGCGUCGUGCCGACCCGUGCCUCGAUGCGUGGCCCCGAAGCGCCGCCCAAGCUGAGCUCGCCCAUCCACAUCCAAGGCUCCGAGGCGUCGCUGCCUUCGAUCCCGAAGAGCUUGGCACCGAUCGCGAACAACGCUGCGCGUCGCGGCCCCGAGUCUUUCCGUGGCGCCUCGUUCUUCAAGAGCCUGCGCAAGAAGAAGGACACCAUCCAGGACUCUGAGCCGAUAGCCGAGCUCGAACAGGCGCGUCUCCGUCAUGCUGAGCCCAAUACGCCCAUGACGGGCACACUCGCUGCGCCGCCAGCUCUUCCGCGUGCGUCAGCGCCGCCUACUGAGUCUGCCGAGGCUGGUCCUCGACGUGCGCGACACGCGUCGGCGGCGUCUGUUCAGCAUGCUGGCCGUACGUCGUCGCGGGCAUCAAGGACCACGCGCAGCGCCGGCCGCAGCCGCCCGUCGUCGCAUGGACGUGUCCCAGGCGUGCGUCGUGUCGUGGUCAGAGGCGUGUCGCCACGCACGCUCCAGGCCCUGUUGUUUUACCUGUACACGAACCAAGUGCACUUUGUCACGAUGCCGCACAUCCCGCCGCACGGCCACCUGAACGAGAUCCAUGAAGAGGCCCUCGCGCACCUCGGCGACGGAUCGCGCCAAAACGCCGGGGUGUGGCCGCCGGCGUUCUCGAACAAGGCCGCCUACUGCCUGGGUCAGCAGCUGGAUUUGCCGGAUCUUAAGCUGCGUGCCUUCGACAGCAUCAGCCAGAAUAUGUCGGUGCGCUCUGUGCUUGCCGAUCUUCUUUCGCCGUUUGGCGACCGCUUUGGCGACGUGCAGCGCGUGCAUCUGGACUUUAUCAUGCAGCACUGGGACGAAGUCAAGACGCGGCCAGACUUUGUGCCGAUUGUCGAAAAUCUCGCGCAUGGCCAAUACCCCAAGUCGAGCGCGAGUCUGUUCCAGCUGUUCUCCAAACUGAGCGUGCAACCUUGA
Molecule: messenger RNA, 1455 nt
Organism: Malassezia restricta
Lineage: Eukaryota; Fungi; Basidiomycota; Malasseziomycetes; Malasseziales; Malasseziaceae
Exons: 1
Coding region: 1-1455 (484 amino acids)
Source: RefSeq, a predicted model, not a curated record